Microtus ochrogaster (prairie vole) is the source of this 855-nucleotide messenger RNA. RefSeq names its product potassium two pore domain channel subfamily K member 16 (gene Kcnk16). Gene Ontology annotation, biological process: potassium ion transmembrane transport; stabilization of membrane potential. Gene Ontology annotation, molecular function: potassium ion leak channel activity; outward rectifier potassium channel activity. The record is from RefSeq and is a predicted model, not a curated record. Gene Ontology annotation, cellular component: plasma membrane. Lineage: Eukaryota; Metazoa; Chordata; Mammalia; Rodentia; Cricetidae.
AUGCCCUGGGCUGGUCUCUGAAGCUGUUGGGGUUGUCGGGGGGCGCCACCCUUGUUUAUGGCCUAUACCUGCUCCCUGCUGCUUGGGGCCACCAUCUUUCAGCUGCUGGCUCAAUCCGGGGGCCAGUUCCAACUGCAGAAGCUGCACUUCCUAGAGAACUACACCUGCCUGGUCCAGCAGGCCCGGAGCAGUUUCCAACGGGUGAUCCUGGAAGCCUGGGUGACAGGCGUGAACCCCAAAGGCAACCCCAGCAACUGGGACUUCAGAAGCAGUUUCUUUUUUGAGGGCACAGUGGUCACCAUCACAGGCUAUGGAAACCUGGCACUCAGCAUGGAGGCUGGGCAGGCCUUCUGCAUUUUUGCCCUGAUAAGCAUCCUGCUCAAUGUGGUCUUCCUUGACCUGGGAACAGGGCUGCGUGCCCACCUGACCACACUGGACAGGUGGGAGGACCAUCCCAGGUGUUCUCAGCUCCUGCAGGUCCUGGGCCUCGCUCUGCUCCUGACCCUGGGGACCCUGGCAUUCUCUCUUCACACCAGGCUACUCAACGACGUGGAGGGCUGGAGCUUUGGCGAAGGGUUCUACUUUGCCUUCAUCAUCACCCUCAGCACCAUUGACUUUGGGGACUAUGUUGUCUGCACAGACCCCAGCAAGCAUUAUGUCAUCAUGAACCUGAACCUGGCAGCUGUAUGGAUCUUCCUAGGUCUCCUAGGGCAGGCGUGGCUGGCAAUGGUCCUCAGCCUGGGAUCCCUGCUUCUGCACAGGUGCUCCUGUGUCUGACUGCUCAUCAGAGACCUGGACCUCAAGAAUGGAGGAAACCCUCACCCCAGACCUCAGAAAAUCCCCAUCUCUGCAUGA